CUAUCGUCGAACUUCCAUACACAGCAAUUCUCAACCUCGAUCCAUACAUGCAGCUGGGAAGACUCCCCCUCACGGACCUGGUCUCCUCUCCUCGUUGACCCACCAUCUCCAGCCUAGCCCCCAAAAUCCUCACCCCCUGAGACGGUCAGAGCGCUCUCCUCAACCACGAAGCCACAACCCAAGGCCGCAAUCCUCAACCAGCAAACAUGUCCUCGUCGCACUCUACCCCCUCGAAAGCCGCCACAGCGAAAUCAAAAUCCAAAGCCUCAUCCUCCUCACGCUCCUCAUCCCGCAUGUUCACACCGGUAAUGCAAGAUCGCCAAGCCAGGAACAAGGACCCUUACGCCUCGACUGAUGAAUCGAGUGAUAGCGCCUGGGAGGGCCAGAAUAGGAAAUUUGACGUCUACAGCAGAGACUCCUUUGCCAGAAUUCAGAGGAGGAGAGAAGCCGCUAUUGUGCUGGACAAUCCGGAGUUGCUGAUGAUGCACGCACAAGCUCGAUCCGAUAGCAUUCCCGGGACUCGCCACUACUUCACCAAAAUCCUCUGCGGUUAUGAAGAUGAGAAGGACCCUUAUGCGCCGCCCGGAGUCGAGAUAUAUGAGAAACCCAAAUUCAGACCGAGCAAGGAGGCAAAUGAGACCAAGAGGAGUAUGUAGCGCAGGGUUGAUGGAAUCUGGAGUUCAGGGAUGGCAUUUGAGUUCCGAGGGAAUGGUGGAAGGUUCAUGACAUGGCGGACCACGAAGUCCAUGAUCGUAAUUAAUAUCAAAUUAGCUGGUCUAAAGUCGACUUGGGGAAUUCUCUUGCGUUCUGGUGAAAAGGAAUUGCUCGGAUCAGAGCGAAUGAACUUGACUCUCACACCGAAGCAAUCUGUUAUCAAGGGAUAUGUGGUCAAUUAUUAUCUACAGUGACU
Hyaloscypha bicolor E is the source of this 910-nucleotide messenger RNA. RefSeq lists its product as uncharacterized. The coding region runs from base 207 to 656 and encodes 149 amino acids. The transcript is spliced from 3 exons. The record is from RefSeq and is a predicted model, not a curated record. Lineage: Eukaryota; Fungi; Ascomycota; Leotiomycetes; Helotiales; Hyaloscyphaceae.